Messenger RNA from Pteropus alecto (black flying fox), 5537 nucleotides. It is a transcript of the gene ABCA9, whose product is annotated as ATP binding cassette subfamily A member 9. The transcript has 40 exons. Gene Ontology annotation, cellular component: intracellular membrane-bounded organelle; membrane. The record is from RefSeq and is a predicted model, not a curated record. Gene Ontology annotation, molecular function: lipid carrier activity; ATP binding; ABC-type transporter activity. Gene Ontology annotation, biological process: lipid transport; transmembrane transport. Lineage: Eukaryota; Metazoa; Chordata; Mammalia; Chiroptera; Pteropodidae.
CUUUUCGGAAAUCAGUCUAAAACGGAACUAUUCACAAUAAACAAGAAAUUAAAAGCAUGAUGUAGUAGUGACCCAAAACGAACGUGAAUUCUUCUCCGGGACGGGCAGAGACCUGUGGGUGAACUGUUUCUAGAUUCUUGUUUCAGCUUUCCUGAGAGUCAGAAUGAGCAAGCGGCACAUAACCGUAGGGCAGCAAACAUGGGCCCUCCUCUGCAAGAAUUUUCUUAAAAAGUGGAGGAUGAAGAGAGAGACCUUGUUGGAAUGGUUUUUCUCAUUUCUUCUAGUAUUAUUUACAUACCUAUUUUCCUCCAAUGUACAUCAAGAUAAUGACUUUCCUCAAAUGCCUGCCGUGGAUCUGGGACGUGUAGAUAAUUUUAAUGAUUCUAAUUAUGUUAUUGCCUUUGCACCUGAAUCCAAAACAACCCAGGAGAUAAUGAACAAAGUGGCUUCAGCCCCAUUCAUGAAAGGAAGAACAAUCAUGGGGUGGCCUGAUGAAAAGAGCAUGAAUAAAUUGGAUUUAAACUAUUCUAUGGAUGCAGUGAGAGUCAUCUUUAAUGAUAACUUCUCUUAUCAUUUGAAGUUCUUCUGGGGCGGUAGAAUCCCCAAGAUGAAGGAACACAGAGAUCAUUCAGCUCAUUGUCAAACAGUGGAUGAGAAAGUCACGUGUGAAGGUUCAGUGUUCUGGAAGAAAGGAUUUAUAGCUUUUCAAGCUGCCAUCAAUGCUGCUAUCAUAGAAAUCACAACAAACCAUUCAGUGAUGGAAGAGCUCAUGUCAGUCACUGGUAUAAAUAUGAAGAUAUUGCCUUUCAUUGCCCAAGAAGGCAUUACGACCGAUUUUUUCAUUUUCUUCUGCAUUAUUUCUUUUUCUACAUUCAUAUACUAUGUAUCCGUUAAUGUUACACAAGAAAGACAAUACAUGAAGUCGUUGAUGACAAUGAUGGGACUUCGAGAGUCAGCAUUCUGGCUCUCCUGGGGUUUGAUGUACGCUGGCUUCAUCUUUAUUAUGGCUACUCUGAUGGCUCUUGUUGUAAAGUCUACCCAUGUUGUCGUCCUAACUGGCUUUGCGGUGGUGUUCACCCUCUUUCUCCUCUAUGGCCUGUCUUUGAUCACUUUAGCUUUCCUGAUGAGCGUGCUGGUAAAGAAACCUUUCCUUUCUGGCUUGGUGGUCUAUCUCCUCACUGUCUGUUGGGGAAGUCUGGGAUUCACUGCGCUGUACAGACAUCUUCCUGCCUUUUUGGAAUGGACUUUAUGCCUUCUCAGCCCUUUUGCUUUCACUGCUGGAAUGGCUCAGCUGCUACAUUUGGACUAUGAUGUGAAUGCUAACAUCCAUUUGGAUUCUUCAAACAACCUGAACCUGAUAAUAGCUAUUCUUUUCAUGUUGGUUUUUGAUACUCUUCUCUAUUUGGUUUUGACACUAUAUUUUGACAAAAUCUUGCCCACUGAAUAUGGUCGUCGACGUUCUCCCUGCUUUUUCCUGAAAUCCUCUUUUUGGUUUCAACACCAAAAGGUUGACCAUGUGGCCCUUGAGAACGAACUAGAUUUAGAUCCUUCAUCUAAUGACGCUUUUGAACCAGUGCCUCCAGAAUUCCGUGGGAAAGAAGCCAUCAGAAUAAAAAAUCUUAAAAAGGAAUAUAAAAAAGGAAAGAAUGAAAGAGUAGAAGCUUUAAAAGGAUUGGUAUUUGACAUUUAUGAAGGCCAGAUCACCGCCCUCCUCGGUCACAGUGGAGCUGGGAAAACAACCCUGUUAAACAUGCUCAGUGGACUGUCGGUCCCAACAUCUGGUUCAGUCACCAUCUAUAACCACUCACCAUCAGAAGCGGCUGACUUGGAAACUGUCAGCAAGCUCACCGGAGUUUGCCCACAAUCCAAUGUGCAAUUUGGCUUCCUCACUGUGAGAGAAAACCUCCAGCUGUUUGCUGAAAUAAAAGGGAUUCAGCCACAUGAAGUGAAGCAAGAGGUGCAAAGGGUUUUACGGGACUUGGAGAUGGAAAGUAUCCAAGACAUCCUUGCUCAAAAUUUAAGCGGUGGACAAAAAAGGAAACUAACUUUUGGGAUUGCCAUUUUAGGAGAUCCUCAGAUCUUGCUACUGGAUGAACCGACGGCUGGAUCAGACCCUCUUUCAAGGCACCGUGUGUGGAGCCUCCUGAAAGAGAGGAAGUUAGACAGAGUAAUUCUCUUCAGCACCCAGUUCAUGGAUGAGGCUGACAUUCUGGCUGAUCGGAAGGUGUUUAUAUCCAACGGGAAGCUGAAGUGUGCAGGCUCUUCUCUAUUCCUGAAGAAGAAAUGGGGCAUUGGCUACCAUUUAAGUUUGCAUCUGAAUGAAAUGUGCAAUCCAGACAAUGUAACAUCACUUGUCAAACAGCACAUCCCUGAUGCCAAAUUAACAGCACAGAGUGAAGAAAAGCUUGUAUAUACUUUGCCUUUGGAAAGGACGAACAAAUUUCCAGACCUUUACAAGGAUCUUGAUAGAUGUUCUAACCAGGGCAUCGAGAAUUAUGGUGUUUCCAUGACAACUUUGAAUGAGGUGUUCUUGAAAUUAGAAGGAAAAUCAGCUAUGGAUGAGUCAGAUAGCGGAAUUUGGGGACAGUUACAAAGCGAUAGGACAAAAGACUCAGGAAGCCUUGUUGAGCUGGAACAACUUUUGUCUUCCUGUCACGAAACAAAGAAAGCUGUCAGAGGCAUGGUUCUUUGGAGGCAGCAGGUCUGUGCGAUAGCCAAAGUUCGCUUCCUAAAGUUAAAGAACGAAAAAAAAACUCUAAUGACCAUAUUAUUGCUUCUGGGCAUUAGCUUUUUCCCUCAGCUUUUGGAACAUCUAUUCUACGAGCUAUAUAAAAAGAGUUAUUCUUGGGGCUUGUCUCCUAAUAUGUACUUCCACUCACCGGGACAACCACCUCAAGCUCCUCUGACCCACUUACUGGUCAUCAAUAAAACAGGGUCAAGCAUUGAAAACUUUAUACAUUCACUGAGGCAACAGAACAUAGCUUUGGAAGUGGAUGCUUUUGGAACUAGAUAUGGCCCAAACGAGUCAUCAUACAAUGGUGCCAUCACGGUGUCAGGUGAUGACAAGGAUCACAGGUUUUCAAUAGCAUGUAAUACCAAAAGGCUGAAUUGCUUUCCUGUCCUCAUGGAUAUCAUUAGCAAUGGGCUACUUGGAAUUUUGAAUUCUUCAGAACGCAUUCAGACUGACAGAAGCACAUAUUUUGAAGAGCACACGUCUGAUGAGUAUGGGUACAUGAGUAAUGCCUUCUUCUGGAUACCUGUGGCAGCUUGUUUUACUCCUUACAUUGCGAUGAGCAGCAUCGGUGACUAUAAAAAAAAAACUCACUCCCAGCUGUGGAUUUCAGGCCUCUAUCCUUCGGCUUACUGGUUCGGGCAGGCUCUGGUAGACAGUCCGCUGUACUUCUUGAUUCUCCUUCUCAUGCAAAUAAUGGAUUACAUUUUUAACCCGGAUGAAAUUAUGUUUAUAAUUCAAAACCUGUUAAUUCAGAUCCUGUGUAGUAUUGGAUAUGUCUCAUCUCUUAUUUUCUUGACAUACGUGAUUUCAUUCAUUUUUCGCAAUGGGAGAAAAAAUAGUGGUAUUUGGUCGUUUUUUUUCUUAAUUGUAAGUAUGAAUAUAGUUGCAGAGGGUAUGAACAUGUAUGGGGUUUAUGGACUAUUCAUCUAAACACACUUUUUCCUCAUUUUACAGAUUUCUCCUGACUCCGUGGAUUAUGUAGGAUCUUCAGAGCAUUAUAUUUUAUAUCUGGCACUGCUAAUACCUUACCUUCAAUUUUUCGUUUUCGUUUUUGUGCUACGAUGUCUGGAAACAAACUUCAGGAAGAAAUCAAUGAGAAAGGAUCCUGUGUUCAGAAUUUCACCAAGCAGCAGUAAAGUCCUCCCAAACCCGGAAGAACCGGAAGCGGAAGAUGAAGACGUCCAGAUGGAGAGGACGAGAACCGCGAAUGCUGUGACCGCCGCAGCCUCUGGCGAGCAACCAGUCAUCGUGGCCAGUUGUCUACGGAAGGAAUAUGCAGGAAAAAAGAAAAACUGCUUUGCCAAGAAAAAGAAAAAAGUGGCCACAAGAAACGUCUCUUUCUGUGUUAAAAAAGGUGAAGUUUUUGGUCUGUUGGGACACAAUGGAGCUGGUAAAAGUACAACAAUUCAGAUGAUAACAGGAGACAAAAAACCAACCUCAGGGCAGGUGACUUUGAAGGGGAGCAGCGAGGGGGACGACCUGGGGUUUCUGGGGUACUGUCCUCAAGAGAACGCGCUGUGGCCCAACCUGACGGUGAGGGAACAUCUGGAGGUGUUCGCCGCCGUGAAAGGCCUGAGGAAAGCGGACGCCGCUGUCGCCAUCACACGGUUGGUGGGUGCGCUCCAGCUGCAGGACCAGCAGAAGCGGCCGGUGAAGGCCUUGUCGGAGGGAAUAAAGAGAAAGCUGUGCUUCGCGCUGAGCAUCCUGGGCAACCCGCCGGUGGUGCUGCUGGACGAGCCGUCCACCGGGAUGGACCCCGAGGGGCAGCAGCGGAUGUGGCAAGCGAUCCGGGCCACCUUUAGAAACACGGAGAGGGGCGCCCUCCUGACCACCCAUUACAUGGCCGAGGCCGAGGCCGUGUGUGACCGCGUGGCCAUCAUGGUGUCCGGGAGGCUGAGAUGUAUCGGUUCUAUCCAACACCUGAAAAGCAAAUUUGGCAAGGAUUACCUGCUGGAGAUGAAAGUGAAGACCCUUAGCCAGGUGGAGCCCCUCCACAGUGAAAUUCUCAGGCUUUUCCCCCAGGCUGCUCGGCAGGAAAGGUACUCUUCCCUGAUGGUCUAUAAGUUGCCCGUGGAGGAUGUGCGACCUUUAUCGCAGGCUUUCUUCAAAUUAGAGAUAGUUAAACAGAACUUUGACCUGGAGGAGUACAGCCUCUCACAGUCAACCCUGGAGCAGGUUUUCCUGGAGCUCUCCAAGGAGCAGGAGCUGGAAGAUUUUGAUGAUGAACUUCACCACUCAGUGAAGUGGAAGCUGCUCCCACAGGAAGAGCCUUGAAGCCCCUAAUAGCCUGUGUUCCUCUUUAAGCUUGUGACUCUUUUUAAGAUAAUAUUUUAUAGCAUGGAUAUACCUUAUCUCAGAUAUGUACAAGGUACUUUUGAAACUCAUAUCAUCAUUUUUCUCAAUAAUAUUACUUAUAGUGAGACUAAGGAAUAAAGUCAGGGAGAACAAUGAGGAAGCCAAACUGUGAGCUCAUUAACCAGCAACCAAACCCAAUGUUUCAUAUAGUAGUAAACAAUAAAAAAAAAUUUAUUAUAGGAUUUAUUAUAGGAUUGUUUAUGUUUUUGAGGAUGAUACAGAGUUUGCUUAAUUUUCUUUCUCUGAAUUUCAAAAUAUUGGAUAAUUUCUUUGUGAUAGAAAUACAAAUUAAGACAAUGCUGAUUUGGAGGAGAAGAGAGUUCAUUGAUUACACAGCGGCAUAGUAUUUGCUUUUUGUAAUUCACUUUUUCUUUUUACUUUUUCUUAAUUUACUGAUUUUCCUUUUCUGUCAUUUUUCAGAUUUUAGAUUGUAGAGUCCAUGUUUUGA